Molecule: messenger RNA, 531 nt
Organism: Syngnathus acus (greater pipefish)
Lineage: Eukaryota; Metazoa; Chordata; Actinopteri; Syngnathiformes; Syngnathidae
Product: histone H4
Exons: 1
Coding region: 91-402 (103 amino acids)
Biological process (GO): nucleosome assembly
Cellular component (GO): nucleosome
Molecular function (GO): DNA binding; structural constituent of chromatin; protein heterodimerization activity
Source: RefSeq, a predicted model, not a curated record
ACACGUCCGCAGUUGGAGAGUAUAGUCAAGUAAGUCUCCUCUGUAUCAUAUCAUUCACUUCUAAUCGACAGGCGUUACAGUUCGGCAAAAAUGAGUGGAAGAGGUAAGGGAGGUAAAGGACUCGGAAAGGGGGGCGCCAAGCGUCACCGUAAGGUUCUUCGAGACAACAUCCAAGGAAUCACAAAGCCCGCCAUUAGGCGCCUUGCUCGCCGCGGCGGUGUGAAGCGUAUCUCCGGUUUGAUCUACGAAGAAACUCGCGGUGUGCUGAAGGUGUUUCUGGAGAAUGUCAUCCGUGAUGCUGUCACCUACACCGAGCACGCUAAGAGAAAGACCGUGACCGCCAUGGAUGUAGUGUACGCACUGAAGAGGCAGGGCCGAACAUUGUACGGCUUCGGCGGGUAAUCUCCACGGUAGCUUCUUGCCAACAAAACGGCUCUUUUAAGAGCCACCCACAUGUUCCUUUAAGAGUUGACUUCCGUGCAGUUGUGAUUUUGUGCUCUUGCAAGCAUCAUUAAAACCAAGUAACGUCAA